Messenger RNA from Theileria annulata, 498 nucleotides. RefSeq names its product 60S ribosomal protein L12, putative. Gene Ontology annotation, cellular component: ribosome; cytosolic large ribosomal subunit. The record is from RefSeq and is a predicted model, not a curated record. The transcript has 2 exons. Gene Ontology annotation, biological process: translation. NCBI's taxonomy places the organism in Eukaryota, Apicomplexa, Aconoidasida, Piroplasmida, Theileriidae. Bases 1 to 498 code for a protein of 165 amino acids. Gene Ontology annotation, molecular function: large ribosomal subunit rRNA binding; structural constituent of ribosome.
AUGGCUAAGAAACCAGACCCAAACGAAGUCGUAUAUGUUUAUCUACGUCAACUCGGUGGAGAAGUCGCUCCUUCCUCAGUUCUUGCUCCCAAGCUUGGUCCGUUGGGUAUGUCACCUAAAAAAGUCGGUGAUGACAUCGCCAAAGAGACAGCAAAUUGGAAAGGAAUUAAAGUCACCGUAAAGUUAACAAUCCAAAACAGACAAGCCAAAAUUGAAAUUAAACCAAGCGCAACCGCAUUGUUAAUUAAAGAGCUUAAGGAACCUUUGAGGGACCGUAAAAAGGUUAAGAAUAUAAAACACAAUGGGAACUUGACUUGGGAUCAAGUGAUGGGUGUGGCAAGGACUAUGAGACCUACUUCCAUGGCAAGGACUAUGAAGGGAACUGUCAAGGAAGUUCUCGGAACUUGUAGCGCCAUCGGCUGUACUGUUGAUAAUCAGAAACCUAGAGACUUGCAACAAAAGUUAGACAACGGAGAAAUUGAAGUACCUAACGAAUAA